Molecule: messenger RNA, 1155 nt
Organism: Candida albicans SC5314
Lineage: Eukaryota; Fungi; Ascomycota; Pichiomycetes; Serinales; Debaryomycetaceae
Exons: 1
Coding region: 1-1155 (384 amino acids)
Source: RefSeq, a predicted model, not a curated record
AUGUCAGAUACCAAAAAGACCACAGAAACAGAUUCAGAGGUAGGAUACCUCGAUAUAUAUCUUAGAUUCAACGAUGAUAUGGAAAAGGACUACUGUUUCCAAGUGAAAACCACCACCGUUUUUAAAGAUUUAUACAAAGUUUUUAGAACAUUACCCAUUUCAUUACGACCAAGUGUAUUUUAUCAUGCCCAACCUAUUGGGUUCAAGAAAUCAGUCUCUCCUGGGUACUUGACUCAAGAUGGAAAUUUUAUUUUUGAUGAAGACUCACAGAAACAAGCAGUUCCUGUUAAUGACAAUGAUUUGAUUAAUGAAACAGUGUGGCCCGGUCAACUAAUCCUUCCAGUUUGGCAGUUCAACGACUUUGGGUUCUAUUCGUUCCUUGCAUUUUUGGCAUGCUGGUUAUACACCGAUUUACCUGAUUUCAUAAGUCCUACUCCGGGAAUUUGUCUUACCAAUCAAAUGACGAAAUUGAUGGCAUGGGUAUUGGUGCAGUUUGGCAAGGACAGAUUUGCCGAAACUUUACUUGCAGAUUUAUAUGAUACUGUAGGUGUGGGUGCUCAAUGUGUAUUUUUUGGAUUUCAUAUUAUCAAGUGUUUGUUCAUAUUUGGGUUUUUGUACACCGGGGUUUUCAACCCAAUGAGAGUGUUCCGUUUAACACCAAGAAGUGUCAAAUUAGAUGUCACCAAAGAAGAAUUGGUUAAAUUGGGAUGGACAGGUACGAGAAAGGCCACCAUUGACGAAUACAAAGAGUAUUACCGUGAAUUCAAGAUCAAUCAACAUGGUGGUAUGAUCCAAGCACACCGUGCUGGAUUGUUUAACACUCUUAGAAAUUUGGGUGUCCAAUUAGAAUCAGGCGAAGGGUAUAACACUCCGUUGACCGAAGAAAAUAAAUUGAGAACCAUGAGACAGAUUGUUGAAGAUGCUAAGAAGCCCGAUUUCAAAUUGAAAUUGAGUUAUGAGUAUUUUGCUGAAUUGGGAUAUGUUUUUGCCACGAAUGCAGAAAACAAAGAAGGCAGUGAAUUGGCUCAAUUGAUUAAACAAUACAGAAGAUACGGAUUAUUAGUCAGUGACCAAAGAAUCAAAACUGUGGUCAGGGCCAGAAAAGGCGAAACCGAUGAAGAAAAGCCAAAGGUUGAAGAGGUUGUUGAAGAGUAA